This is a messenger RNA of Guillardia theta CCMP2712, 1737 nucleotides long. RefSeq lists its product as hypothetical. NCBI's taxonomy places the organism in Eukaryota, Cryptophyceae, Pyrenomonadales, Geminigeraceae. The record is from RefSeq and is a predicted model, not a curated record. The transcript has 12 exons. Bases 1 to 1737 code for a protein of 578 amino acids.
AUGCUGUUCUCAAACCCUUGUCUCUACUCCUUGACAGGUGAGCCGGUGAAGAAGAACUCCAAGUUCUAUGACCGCUAUGAGCUCCAUGGCAAGACUUUUGCCCCGUCGUUCGUUGGGUUCUGCAAGAACUGCGAGAAAGCGGGGAGGUCGCACUUCGGCAACCAGAAGCUGUGUCAGAUGUCCUUCCGUGUCGUAUACAUGGUCAAGAAACAGGUCCCCGAGGCCAGCGACGUUGAGUGCUGUCAAGUGACAGAAGGACUUCAGGCCGUCCCCAAGAUGAUGUACGUCGACCGCGAGCAUGCACUCGUCUACAUCCAAGCCCCAACAGCAUCGCAGGACACCAAGGUGAUCAAGAUCAGCUGCCCGGAUGUUGUGAAGAUCCGCUUUCGAGAGCACAACAUCAACAAGAUGUUCAUGAAGCUGGGAGACUACAAGGCCCCCUGCGAAGUGUGGUUCAGCAGCGAAGACGACUCUCAACUCUACCUUGCUUACAUCAGGCAGUUUCUGAGUAGCAGAGCUGUUGGGAUUGAGCACUUGUCUCUCGCCGUCACCAUCACAGGCAACACGGGCUGCGAGAAAGUCAAGCAUGCAAUCGGCAAGCCGGUACCCAUCACGUUGCUCCCUACCCUCAUCCCGCACACCGAGCUUGAGGUCUACAACUUGGAGCUGAAGAGUUUCGAGCCCCCGAGCAACGCUCUGCUCAUGCCGCAUUACGCCAUGUCUCCUUCCUACUCGCCCCAGCAGGAGAGGACGCGAGAAGGGGAAAGGGAGGAGGGAGGAGCAGAUUCAGCAUGUGAAGAAGAGGGAUAUCCUCGUGACGGGGGAGGUAGCGCGAGCGCGAGCAGAGGAGUUCAUCAGGAAGCAGCAUCUGAUGGAAGAGCAAGAGCUGAGCGACGGGGAGGAGGAGGAGGAUCGAUCCGUAUCCAUGGUCAAGGGGGAGACGGCGUCCCGCGGCGCGGACGGAAAAGCAUAAGGAGCAUGAGGAGCACAGAGGCCCAGCCGGUCUUCCUCCUUGAGAAGACGGCCCAGGACUGGAAGCUGAGCAACUUCUCCUCGGAGGAGCUGGCGAAGGCCAGGAACAUGCUGACACGGGAGGUCGACCUGCUCCUAGAUCAGCAGCACGGUCAGGUGGAGGUGGGGGAGAGAGCGAGGUCGGUGAGGUCAGCAAGGAGCACGAGUCACGCGUACCAGAAGGCGCUGAACAGUCUCACCCUCAAUAUUCAGUACGACAGGUGGAUCGAGGUGCAGCAGCCGAAGCAGCUUGAAAUUCCCACGGACGGCUUCUCUGUCGAGCAGCAUCUACGAGCCUACAAGAAGCUUCGAGGCCUCCCAAUGGAGGCUGGGCUGACCCAUGAGCAGACUGCCGACGCCAUUGAGAAGAAGUGUGCUUUCAUCGAGUUCAGCAAUCAACUAAGUGAGAUCGAGGCGAUAAAAGAGCAAGAGAAGGAGCUGCGACAGGAGAUGUUCGGGGAGUUCAUCAAGGGGUUGGGAGGGGAGAAGUUGGGGGCGGAUCAGCUGCGGGAGUUCGAAGUCAGGUUUGCCCGCAAGAUAGAGCAAGAUCGCGUCAUGAAACUCGACGACACCGAGAAGGAGCAGUACCUUCGCAUCCUCCACGGCUUCAAGAACAGCCUGGCAGACAAGGACAGGAGGAGGAAGAACGGCAAGAAGAUCACUGACUGCUUCCUCGCACACCCCAUCGGCCUGCCUCUUCCUCCCGAAGUACAGAAGAGGUGCUGA